AUGGUGGUCGGUGCUGUCUUUGACUAUGACGUUUGUCAUAGCUCCCAGGGUCAUCAGGAUUCCCCUUCAAUUGGCGCACACUCUCGCCAGACUGCGAGCCCCAUCGAGGUGGUCCAGGCAUCAUUCCAGGAAAGCGAAAUACCCGCCUGCAAGCCAUACGAUGGUACCAUCCCUAAAGCCCGCGCCCCAUCUCCUGCAACACCCUCUGAUGAACCGUGUCAAGGGCAAGCCUUGGAUGAUACAAGCAGCGCAUCCACCCAUGUCGGGUCCGAGGCCACGAAGGCUGUGUUCAGUUCCGAUGCCGAAGUAUCUUCCACGUCGCCGUCACUUCGUCGUUUUCGCCACAAAUCCUCGCAGAUGCAUGAAACCAUGCGGUAUGAGGACGGUGACGCAGGCAGUGAAGAUCCAGGAAACGAGGACGGUCUUGACAGGCUAGGAUCUCGACAUAAUGAAGAGAACUCUUCUUCUCCUCCAGAUGUUGAGGAUUCUGGCUCGAAAGGCGAUGAUUCAGAUGACGUCCACCAGGGUCGCAAGCGCCGCAAAAUCUCGACAUCUACUUCCUGUUCGGUCCGCCGUACCGCCGCCAGUUUUCGGGGCUCUCGCAAAAGACAAUCGGCAACACAUACCGCGCAGUCACCUAACGAUAUCCGAGCACCAGAGACAACGCCAGCCCCGUCUGAAGCUAGCGUGUUGCUUGCUCAGUUCGAGGAAUGGUCUCUCAAAGAUGUCUUGCUCAAGCGCAUUACUGAAGGCGGCAAGACAACAUUCCAAUUACAGUUUGAAUGGGACCACGAUUCGUGUCAGCUCCAUGUUGAUAAAUCCGUGUCGCAUCCGAAAAAGCGCAGAAGGUUGCCCAAGACUUUGCGUUCGGCUGCAAAAUCAUCUGGCGGAAGAACAAAAGUAAAGAAUCAAGAUUGA
Molecule: messenger RNA, 918 nt
Organism: Colletotrichum orchidophilum
Lineage: Eukaryota; Fungi; Ascomycota; Sordariomycetes; Glomerellales; Glomerellaceae
Exons: 1
Coding region: 1-918 (305 amino acids)
Source: RefSeq, a predicted model, not a curated record